GGAUAAUUCCACAAGCAGCCACAAGUAUGUUUCAGAUUCAAGGAAAGAGUAGGAAAGAGCAAGAGUAAGGUGAAGGUAUUGAAACGAAGGUGCAAAUCGAAACAGACUGUUCCACAACACGUAGAAAAUGGACUAUGUAAUAUCGAGUUUCGUCAGGAAACAUAUAGAUUUAUUGCGAUCGGAACGCGACGAGAAUCUCCAGCACGUUUUCAAUAACAUAUCUGCUCAAGCCCUUCGUAACCUCGAAAAGGAAGGAGAUGCAUUGACUAAAUUAUCCGUUGGGAGUUUGGCUAGCCGUGGUUUGAAACAGCUCCAAAUUGACUUCGUCGACCCGAACAAUCUCCCCCUGAAGCAUGCCUUUGCCGUCGGUGACUUGGUCGCCUGCAUUCAAUCAAAUAAUCGCAGCCAGUUUCUACCUGGUCUCGUUUCAGCCAUCUCACAGAGAACCAUUUCAGUCACCAUUUCAGAUCAAACUGUUGUCAAUGUCAAUGAGGAGGAACAAUUCGCCAUCAUCAAAGCUGAUUCCGAUUACACUUACAAUUGCCAAACCAGAGCUUUGAAAAAUCUGGAAUCAACGGAGAUAUAUUCCUGGCGAUGUUUCAAUGUCAUUAGAAUUCUUUUUGACAAUGAUGAGAAGAUUGUUCAGGAGCUAAUAGAUAUGGACAAUGAAAUCUCUGAAAAAUAUUUGAAUGAGGAUGGUCAGCUGAAGUUUAUCAAUGAUAAACUUGCUGAGGAUCAGCGCAUGGCAGUAUCAUUUGCUUUGCAUAAAAAAUUUCUUGCCAUUAUUCAAGGACCCCCUGGCACAGGAAAGACUACCACUUUAGUUGAAUUAAUCGGCCAAUUGCGGGGGCUGGGUAAAAAGGUAUUGGUGUGCGCUCCAACUAAUGUUGCGGUGGACAACAUUGCCCAGAAAUUAUGUGAUGCUGGCAUAAAGCCAUUGAGAAUGGGCCAUCCAGCUAGGAUAGCCAAGGAGGUACAGAGUUGUUCAAUAGAUGCCAACGUGCGGCAAGAUAACUCCUAUGAAAUUUUAGUUCAGAUAAAACAGUCGUUAAAAGAAUUGCAAGAAAAGGACGGAGACACUGAGAAGGGUGGGAAGCCAUGGGGUAAAAUCAAAGAGCUGAGCAAAGAGUACCGUGAACGAAUGGACAAGCUAACUUCUGAGAUAAUCAGACGGCAUCCUGUCAUUCUCUGCACUCUGAACUCUGCAACUACUGGAAAACGUGCUAAAACUAUGCGGCACGUGCCCAGAGAAUAUUUUGAUGUUGUUGUAGUGGACGAAGCUUCUCAGGCGUUGGAGGCCUCGAAUUGGAUUGCGAUUCCAAAUGCGGAGAAGGUUGUGCUUGCUGGCGACAUUAACCAGCUUCCGCCUGCUGUUAUGAACCAAAAAGCAGCCAAAAACGGACUAUGUGUGAGCCUCAUGGAAAGGGCGAUUAAAAAACUUGGAAAGAAAGCUUAUAAGAGUCUCGAAAUUCAGUACAGAAUGAAUAGCAAAAUCAUGUCGUGGUCUAGCAAACAGUUUUAUGAAAAUACUCUCAAGGCAGACAAACUCGUUGCGAAUCACUUACUCAGAGAUUUGCCUGGAGUGGAAUCAUGUCCGCUUACAAGUGAUUCGGUAGUGUUUAUCGACACCUGUGGAUGUGAAUGCGAGGAGUAUCAAAUCGGCAGUGGGACAAUAUCGAAAGGAAACGUUGGUGAAGCGAUCGUAGUUGACCGACUAGUAGCGGCACUGGUAAAAUCUGGUGUCCCAGAACGAGAAAUUGGUGUAAUAACGCCAUAUGCUCUGCAGGUAGACUUUGUACGAAAAACGCUGUCAACUCGUUCUAUAUCUGCUGAAGUUUCUACGGUUGAUGGCUUUCAAGGUAGAGAAAAGGAAGUGAUCGUACUAUCUUUGGUCCGGAGUAAUGAAGAAAAAUCACUCGGCUUUGUCACUGACUUUAGACGUCUAAACGUCGCGGUUACACGGGCAAGAAGACUGCUUGUCGUCAUCGUGAACAGCGAAACUGUUGAGGAUAACAAAUUAAUUACUGGCCUUUUGAAGCAUAUUGAAGAUAACGGUCUGUUACAAACAGCGCAGGAGUAUUUGGAAGAUAAUUCGGAGGACCUCAAGAAAGACUUGGAAGAAAAUGUAAAAGUGAAACAGAAAUCUGUGGUGACCAAUAAGACGGAUAGUAAGACAGAAAAGAGAAAGAAACCAGCAUCGAAAAAUGGCGAUAAAAUUAAAGGUGAAACCAAUUUGAAGAGUGUUCUCAAAGACAAAGGAAUCGAUUUGAGUAUAAACGCAAAUAGGAAAGAUUAUAAUCUCUUCGAAUGUAUUAGCGAAAGUAAUUCCGACAUUGAGGACACAGAAUUACUUCCGAACACGCCAGAAAUCGCUACAGAGGACCCAGAAGAAACGGAUGAAGCUUUGCCAUCCGUUGAGCAGGUGGAAUCAAAACCUAAAAUUGAAUUAUCCAAUUUGAUCGCGAGUUUAAAGCAGCUCGAAACAACUUCCACGCAAGUUUCCUCUGCAGGUACGCCUCUUGCUUCAAACCAACCCGUGCCUAUGCAAGCUAAGAAGAAUAAAAAAUCUAAAAAUCGUAAGCCGAAAAAUUCGGAAAUAACGGCGGACGAUGAUCUUGAUAAAUUAAUAGCGACGGUCACAGCCAAUGACUACAUUUGCGCAAUGGCAGGGUGCAAGAAAUCGACCCAAUUAAUGCAUGUUGAUUGCGAAUUCUGUAAAUCUAGGUUCUGCUUUACACACGGGAUGCAAGAAAUUCAUGGUUGUGGAGAAGCCGUGAGAAACAAAGAGAGGAAAGAGUUUGUUCGUCGGAAGCCAGAAAACUGUAAGAAAACGGACAAAGAUAAAUUUGCAAGAAAGUUGAAGCAGCUGGAGGAGGCUCGAAAACCGAAAAAGAAGGUUGAAAAGUAGUUUAAAAAAGUGUAUAAAAAAAUACCUUCCGCGAUAAGUUUUGUAAAGAAUACGAUGUAGUUCAUAGAACUACGCGUAUUCUACAAAUUGGAAUGAAAAUUACGAUAUUUAUUUAUCAUACGUAUAUACUGCGCUGCGCGUUAGUCACACUGAUAUAAAUUUUCAUUUCAUUUCGAUCUCCGUUAUGUAGUUCCGCAGUUUUAUAACAAUCUUGCAAAACGCCUUAUAAAUAAACGAAUUUUCUAUUUAAAAUAAAAAGUGUCAGCUUACACGAGCUUUACGUCACCCCGAUCAAUGCGGAAAUUAUUCAACCGAUGAAAGAUUCAGGAACAUUUUUAGCAACAUAAAGCCGUUAUAUUUUGUCGAAAAAAUUUGCGAUUUAUUCUAGACAUAUUUACAUGACACCUUUUUAGGUGAUUCAAUUAAGAUAAUAAGUAACUUAUGAUACACUGACUUUCAUAUUUGUUCGAUUAUAAUUAAUUCUAUUAAACGAAACCUCAUGAACUUACGGUAAAAAGUCUAUAUUAUAAGUUUUAUUCCCUAAAAACAUGCCGAAUUUUAGACUUGCAUCAAUUUCGGGCUCGAUAAUCAUUUCAUCCUCUGAAUCCAAGCCAGUUGGUGGUUCUGCGGAAUAAAAAUAAAACAACAUUGUCACAGAAUAAUAAUUUCUUAUUGCUAAGUAAAAAAAUCUGGCACACCACAAUUACUCACUCAGGUUUAUUUUGGCUGGCUUUGAAAAUAACGUGACCUUUGGUUUACGGAGAAUUCUUAUUUUCACGCAUUUCAGUCUACAGAGCAUCUGUUAAUAUUAGAAAGUUUGAUGAAACGGAGGUUGGAAAUAAUUCAUAAGUACUGACUCUAUGAAGACCGCCUUACCUCGACUAAUUCGGUAACCUGGAACGGCUGUAAGGCUGGAACAAAUCUUUUUUGCACUUUGGAUAAGGUAAUGCCUGGAUGAUUGAUACAGUAAUCUAAAACCGCACCCAGCAUCCUGUCUAAAACACGCCGAUUAAGAACUCCAUCAAUACGAAUCCAUGGCUUUAUUACCACUUUUAUCGGCUCCACUGUGCUGCAACGUUUGACAAAGCAACAUUGAUUUUAUUACGCCAGUAGGAAAUUUUUAGAAGGAAAGAAGAAAGAUAUCGUGCUUCCAGAUUUUUGUAACCCUGUUCGAAUCUUAUCUAAGAAUCAUGCUCACUUGAAGUCAAGUUUCUUUGCCGCUUUUUGAAUAUCCUUGGGUUGAAGUAAGGCUGUCCUCUUUCUCAUUCUGCGCGUGGUCUGUACGUUACCGGUUUUUUCAUCGAUAUCCUUAUUGUCAGGUGUUUGAUCAUUGCCACUUGUCGCAUCUUCCUGGCCAUCUGUCUGCCCGCAGAGUCGCUCGUUU
This is a messenger RNA of Neodiprion fabricii, 4292 nucleotides long. Its product is annotated as DNA-binding protein SMUBP-2-like. Lineage: Eukaryota; Metazoa; Arthropoda; Insecta; Hymenoptera; Diprionidae. The coding region runs from base 128 to 2908 and encodes 926 amino acids. Gene Ontology annotation, molecular function: ATP hydrolysis activity; zinc ion binding; RNA binding. The transcript is spliced from 9 exons. The record is from RefSeq and is a predicted model, not a curated record.